GAGCGCAUAAAAUAUUGAAAAAGAUGAACGCGAUGGAUAACAAUCAUAAAGACAGCGAAAAAAUGAACAGAAUUACAGAAUUGUUGAAAUGAGUCUUUUUUAGCUCAUUAACUAUUAGCUAUUUAUUGUAUUAUUUAGUUAAAAUUUUCCUUUAAUUCGUGAACGUUCAAUGACAGUGCCUACUAUCUGUAUGAAUUCACAGUACGCGAAAGUAACGACAACGUCUAGACGCUCGUCUUUGACAACAGUCGGACAUUGGAAACAACAGCAGCAGCAGGUUCAGCAGCAACAACAGUUGGUCAAUAAUAUUUUGGUACAGCCUAUAACAGUACAAACAGCAAUCGUGGUUCAACCGCGUAAGGUAAGGGCGCAGGAAGCCAGUACCAGUGGCUUCGUUGGCGCAGAAAAACUCAAUCAUCCUAAUAUUGCUACGGUACACAUGACGCCCACUAACACAGAUACGCCAUUGCGGCGUUCGGAAGUGGGCAUAUACCGUGAAGGAGCGCGUAAUGUCAACACAAAUCUGUUGGCUACACCUUUAAACGAUGAUGAUGAGGAACGACGACAGGCGCGUCGGCGCACUAUGUUACAAAGUGGCAGCGGACGCGAGUCCAUGUUCGAGGAUAAUGAGACUUUGAAGAAAUGUUUGGAAAUUUAUAACGGGAACAAACUUAGUAAGGAUAAUGCGUGGUCAUUGUCCUUAAUUGAUACGUUAUCUACGCUACUGGAUCGUCAUCACAAGUCGUUAAAUAACUUUAAGGUGGCUGGCUCUUCAUUAGAAGCUUCGUCCAAAGUUUAUGGACUUCGUGUCGACUCUGUACACACGGACGUGUUACGUAUGUCUGCAGGUCUAAAUGCUCAAAAGUUUGCUGAUCGUCAGGCACAAAGUGAUGAUGAUGACGACGUGGCAACGGGUGGUGAAGGCAAUGCAGAUCCUAAUGCCUCCGCCGCCGUUGUGAAUAAAAAUGGUGAAAAAGUUGCUGAAAAAGCCAAAACCAAGCCAAAACGUACGCGCCGUGUUGUGUCAACAAUCACAAAAAAUAAGGACACAUUAAAUGCACGUUUAGAUACAGUGCCGUUACAGGAUCCAGUGUUUGGCAAACUCAAUACAAUCGUUGGUUCAAUAAAUUCCUCAAAUCGACUAAUGAAUAAUAUUUUAUUGACUGCUGAAUCUGAGCUACGAUUACGGACAACAUUUCGCUUUUGGGAUGCACAACAGCUGGAGGCCGGUUGUGAUUAUACAGAUGCGCCUGCACCUGGAAAUACGCCAGCGGACACACCAAUGGAUGCAAUGAAUUUGGCACCUUGUGAUCGCUUAGUGCAAAUAAAAAAAAUUGAUGAGUUGCAACUACGACCGCUGCACACUGGUUAUGUGAUCUCCGAUACACCUGAGGCUAUACCAGACAAUAAUGAUAACUCGGAAAGUCUACGCGGUAGUUUAGAUGUACCAUUUGAAGAUGCGCCAUUUGAUGGUGGUAAUUGUGAUGAUGGUGGUGGGGAGCAUAUGUCCAUGGCAUUUGAUAUUAACGCGGAAUGUGAGCCACUACCAUCAUUAAAUGAUCAACCUGCUAUGCUGGAUGUGGACUAUAAUGAUUUUGAGGAGUUGACUACAGAGGAGCGCACAGCUAUAAAUAAUUGUCGUGGCUUGCGCAAAGCACCAGUUUUGCUGGAAGACUUACGUCCGGUUGAUGCAACCUCAAAACUCGAAUAUUCAUAUCGACCACUAGAUAAAAUAUCACAAUUUUGGGCCGGUCCAUCACAUUGGAAAUUUAAACGUGCGCGACCGCGCCCGUCUACGGCGCCGACAUUACAGGGUGUGAAUAAUCAACGGGCUCCAGCACGUCGUGGUCAUGCGCUAAGUAAGAAGCGUUCAAAGCAAUUGAAAUUCGAGCAGGAAUUCGACGAUAUUUUCAUUAAAAUAGAGAAGUACAAAGCACGUAAAGCGAAUUAUCACAAGAAAUGGGAUCAACGCAAGCUCAAAUUACCAACCGAUUUGCAAUUAAAUUCGGAAAUGUUUAAUAAAUUUAAGUGUGCGCCGAGCGCUGUAGUGCAACCCGUUGUUGAGGACGAUGACAUUGAGUUGGCCGGUGGCGAUGGCAUACAUGGUAAUGAUCAUGUGAGCGCAGCUGAUGAUCAUUUUGGCGAUCACGAUGAUGGCGCUUGUGCCGAUCUGGGUGGUGGUGAUGUGGGUGGUUUGAAUAGCAUGGGUGGAAAUGUUAGCAUGGUUGGUGACAAUAUGGGCAACGCUUCGCAGAAUGUUUUCGGCGACAAUGGUGAACUGGAGCCGCCACCCUUAGAUGGUAUCGGUGACGAUAAUCCUGCCAACAAUACAGUAUUGGAGAUUGCAACGAGCUUUGAUGGUGCGCCAAGUCAGGUCACCAAAAUCAUAGUGCCCUUUGCGAAGCGUGCCAAAGUUAUCGAUAUGAAAAAUUUAAAACGUUGCUGCACACAAUUGAUAAAUAAGCAAAUCAAAGAACCAACGCCGCCGGAACAAAUACCGCAACAUCCAAUUAUACAGGAGGAACACUUUGCAGCCGGCAUGGCCAGUUUCAAAGAUGUAUACGAACACCUGCCCGACGUUUUGUCCCAGAAUAUGGUGGAAGCGCUUUCGCCCUCUAUUGCUUUCUACUCAGUGUUGCAUUUAGCGAAUGAUUUCAAUUUACGUCUGAUACCACAACAAAAUUUGGAAGAUUUCAAAAUACGACAAUUAAUGGAUUGAUAACUGUUUAUGCUUAGAAUUGGUUGUUGUUGAUGUUCAUAAGAAUUUCGGUAUAAUGACGAUGACGAUAAAUUGACUGUGCUGUCCCGUGACCAGUUAAAGCAAUUUCAAACGCCCACCUUAACAAAAAA
Bactrocera tryoni is the source of this 2850-nucleotide messenger RNA. It is a transcript of the gene barr, whose product is annotated as condensin complex subunit 2. Gene Ontology annotation, biological process: mitotic chromosome condensation. The transcript has 4 exons. Gene Ontology annotation, cellular component: condensin complex. The coding region runs from base 170 to 2719 and encodes 849 amino acids. The record is from RefSeq and is a predicted model, not a curated record. Gene Ontology annotation, molecular function: chromatin binding. NCBI's taxonomy places the organism in Eukaryota, Metazoa, Arthropoda, Insecta, Diptera, Tephritidae.